Messenger RNA from Hyaloperonospora brassicae, 2154 nucleotides. NCBI's taxonomy places the organism in Eukaryota, Oomycota, Peronosporomycetes, Peronosporales, Peronosporaceae. The record is from the annotation of a GenBank genome assembly.
AUGGUCUCGCCGCGCACCACGGACGCCACACAGCAGAGCCGACCAAUGGGAAGUCACGACGCCACGAGCGCUAAGCUGCUGCUGUCCUUCCGCACGCUCAAGAACGCACUGCAGUCGACUCGGAUCAACGACGACGAAGAGGCCGUUCUGGUCACGCGCAUGUGCGUCAAUCCGCGGUACGUGGACGAGUUCGAGCGUCUACUGCGUCUGAUUCUCAAGACCACACACACAGCGGGUCACGUCUCGACGUGCGUCGUGCGUCCGCCGCCUGGAGAAUUCACCUACACGUCCAUCGUCAAGUAUUCGAACCUCCACGUGAUGCGACAGACGUAUCCGUCGAGUAUCGAAGACGGCGUGGAGUUUUACAACCUGUUGGCAGCACGUGAUUCGCUGUUGCUCGGGCCGCCCAUGUACCAGCUCGAAGCUGGAAUCUUCGGCACGUGGAUCGAGUCGGACGGCAAUACAAAGCCCAUGUGGGGCGACGACCCUGAAGAAGACGCGAGUUGUCUCGUGCAUCAGCAGCGGGUCCCAGGCCCGUACUGCAAUGAUUCGUGCGAGAACCCGCGCGGACUGAGCGUCCGAGCGUCUUUUGUCGCACCUACCAAGACUUUCCAGCUCUUUCGACAGCGCUAUCAGCGCAACAAUAAGAAAGGAGGACAGAAGAACUUGCGCUGCUUCCCGUGCUGUCGGAACGGACGUCAUGUGAGCUCAGGUUUUUGUGGCGAUUCGAUCAAAGUGCACGUCGCAGUCACGCGCGUGACUGAAUCAGGAGGUGUCAAGAUAUGCCCCAUCCAUACGACUCGCCCAGGCGUGCUGGCGUUUGCGCGUUUUCUCAACCUGGAUGGUGCUUUCGAUCCGACAGUGUCUGGACCUGAAGUCGUUCCUGGACAGACGAUCGAAAAGACGAAUGUACUGGCGUGGGUGCGAGACAAGCAACAUCCAAUGAGCCCGCUGUUUCCAGGCAUUCUACGUGGUGCCGCCAUGGAGACAUUAUCUCAGUCGGCCAUUUUCGAGUUCAACGCGGAGUGUAAAGCAUGGCAUUACGGUUGGACCGCUCCACGUGGCCAGGGACUAUCAGGAAACGAUACGCGCCACGUGCUGGAAGUGCUCUUUAUGAAACCAAUGGGCUCGUACAUGUACUGUCUCGAGCGUCUGCGCUCCGACGGCUUUUCCAUCUACUCUAGUCGCAGAGCCAAUCCUGCUGCAAUCAAGCCUGAGGUCGAUGCUUUCGACAAGCAAGAACUCGGUGACAAGAGGAACCACAAGCGAAAGCGUAUGGCUCACGCGGAAAACGCAGACUUGACUCCUCUGGGUGUACCGGUGAUGCCCCAGUCUCCAGCCUCUCCAGUGUCGACGAUUGCGUUGAGCUGCCCAAUAAGCUCCCCUAUCUUUUCUCCCGCCAAAGAAAACAUGAAGAAUGGACGUCGCCAAAGUGUGACACCUGCGAUGCGGAUAAACACCGUCCCGACAUUGUCCACUGGCUUUGUCGAGUAUCCGUCAUCGAUGCCAGAUGUAUUGCCGUUCAAGAUGGAGAGUAUGGUUGGGUCUGUAUCAUCCUCACCCAUGGCUGUCUGUCCUCCACCAUCGUCCGUCCCAGUGGAUAGCGUGUCGGCAAGUUUCGACUACCAAGGUCUGCAGAACCUGACGUGCAGCAACGGAUUGCCACCGAAUGAGAGCGCGCAGCAACAACUUCAGCAACAGCUUGGUCGCCAACAACGUCAACUGCUGAUCGACCAGCAGCACCAACAACUUUGCAGACACCGACGCGAACAGGAAGAGUUGCUGCAGCACAAGCAGCGACUCAUCCAGCAGCUUGCGGAGCAAAUGAUGAUCAGCCAACAACACGAGCAGCAGCUGCAUGUGAAUGACCCGCAAGGGUCGGAAGAGCUCCAGAACCACUCGUUGUUCCAAGAAGAGCAACCCGCUCGUCGGGUCGUGUCGACGGACGAGCUGCCCUGGACGGAGCUGUACAGCUUGUUCGACCCGUCCCCGCUUUCUCCAACCACUACGGACGAUGACCCUGACAACGACGAGGAGAGUCUGUCGAGCUCUAGCAGCAGUCCAGCGCCUUUUUCGACUGCCAACGUGAGCAUGGAGUUCUCUGUGCCGUCUGUGCCGUCUGUGCCGCAGACUGUGUUGAACGACUUAUCUUGA